This is a messenger RNA of Micropterus salmoides (largemouth bass), 2353 nucleotides long. Its product is annotated as relaxin-3 receptor 1-like. Lineage: Eukaryota; Metazoa; Chordata; Actinopteri; Centrarchiformes; Centrarchidae. Gene Ontology annotation, cellular component: membrane. The record is from RefSeq and is a predicted model, not a curated record. Gene Ontology annotation, molecular function: G protein-coupled receptor activity. The transcript has a single exon. Gene Ontology annotation, biological process: immune response; G protein-coupled receptor signaling pathway. The coding region runs from base 119 to 1345 and encodes 408 amino acids.
GUAGGCUGUCAUUUACGUAAUAUAGCUAGGCAAGAACAUAAAAUCUAAGGAUUUUCCCCAGGAGCCUUUGGAUUUAUAGGCAUGACUUUUGUAAACAUCCUCGGGAAUUAAAGUUAAAAUGUCUGGAGAAUUUGCUGACACUAAUUACGAAGGCUCAGCAGGGAUAGUCUAUGCUGCAAGUGUCAACUUAAGCUGCAUUUUCAACACGACCAACAGCUCGUACUGCGACUACUUCCACCUGUCAGAAUUGGAAAGAACAUAUUUUGUGGGAGAUGGUGCCGCUGUAGUGAGGAUUAUCAUCUCUGUCAUCUACUCGCUGGUUUGCGCGCUGGGUCUGGUUGGGAACUUACUAGUCCUGUACCUAAUGAAGUCGAAACAUGUGUGGAAAAAAUCUUCCAUCAACCUUUUCGUAACUAGUUUGGCUGUGACUGACUUCCAGUUCGUCCUGACUCUGCCGUUCUGGGCAGUGGAAAACGCGCUGGACUUUACGUGGCCUUUCGGCAAAGCAAUGUGCAAGAUAGUUUCCUAUGUGACAGCUAUGAACAUGUAUGCCAGCGUGUUUUUCCUGACUGCCAUGAGCGUGGCCAGGUACUGGUCGCUCGCCUCUGCGCUCAAGGGCAGGCGGCGGCGGCCACACUGCUGCUCCGCGCGCUGCAUCACCGUCUUCAUCUGGUUCGCCGCUGUCUCCGCAGCUCUGCCGCACGCAGUUUUCUCCACAACCGUCAUGGUUUCCAAUGAGGACCUGUGCCUUGUCAAAUUCCCGGAAACCAACGGAACCGCGCAGUUCUGGCUGGGACUUUACCAUUCUCAGAAAGUGCUGCUGGGUUUCGUGGUGCCGCUGGGCAUAAUCUCAGCCUGCUACCUGCUCCUUUUGCGCUUCAUCACCUCCAAAAACAUCAACACAUCGAGCGCCAAACGACGCGCCAAAGUCACCAAGUCUGUCACCAUCGUGGUGUUAUCCUUUUUCCUCUGCUGGCUGCCCAACCAGGCGCUGACAGCCUGGGGCAUUCUCAUCAAACUGAACGUGGUUCAUUUCAGUUAUGAGUACUACACCACGCAGGUGUACGUCUUCCCCGUGUCCGUGUGCCUGGCGCACUCCAAUAGCUGCCUGAACCCCAUCCUGUACUGCCUGAUGAGGAGAGAGUUCAGGAAAGCGCUGAAAAAACUCUUCUGGCGGAUGACUUCGCCGACAAUAAGGCCGAUCACAGCCACCACAAAGCAGGAGAUGAACGAGCAAGGGCACGUCUUGGUCCCCGUCAGUGCGCCCGAGGAGCCCGCUGUGGUGUUUUAUCCUCCGGGGGUUGUUAUGUACAAUGACAGAGAGCUGCCCCAAAACAGCAAUUAGACUAAAGUGCCACAAGGACAGGGUUAUUAAAUCAAUUUUGAUUGUAAUUUGCAUCUAUGUUAAUUAGGCUACUCCAUUUCUCGCCUUGCAGCUGUCAGGAAAGUUGGAUCUGCAUGAUUCAAAAGGAGAGACAUGUGAGAAAACUUCGGCCAAUUAUGAUAAAAGAGUAAAGGACAUUUCUCUUGUGCACAAAGAAAGAAGAGAUAGGCUUACCUUAUUUUGAAUGUUUCUGAAUUAUUCUAUCCAGAAAUGUAAAAAAUAUAUAUAUUUGAAUGUGUAAGUAAAGUGUAUCUAUAUGUGAGACACUCGCUGGUCCUUCUUUGUGUGCAGAAAACACCCCGGUGCUCUUGUGGUGGAUGUCAGUGAAGAUGAAUAAUGUCGAAAUAGUUUUUAGCACCACAACAUCUUACCUUGGAAUCAUAAAAAUGAUUCCAAUGAGUUCCACACAGUGAGGUAAAACUUAAAUUUGGGGGAAAGAGAGUAUCGAUAUUGGCUGAUAAACUGAGCUGUGGCGUCAGAAUCUGCCUCAGAAGAGAAAAAGGUGGAUUGAUGAAUAUUGAGAGGGCAUCAUGUGUCAUAAAUCUAUAUGCUCAUCAUACACUCCAUUCUUUAAAUAACUUUUUAAAGCAUUUACAUGACUACAUUCAUGACUAAUACAUAAAAAAGUUAUCAAGCUAUUGGGGAAAAUAAAUUCAUUCUUUUUUUUAAAUCCACUUAAACAGCUCAAUCCUUUUCAUUUGCUUACUCUAAUAACCAAUGAAAGUGUCAUAAGAACUUUUCAUCAAAACUACCUUAAUCUCAAAGUCCUUUAUUUCUCCUGACAUUUGCCAUUAAUACACAAAAAACUGCAAAUGCAUACUAUCUUUUAAAUGUCAAGUUGGGUGCAGUGUUCAGUGACCGCACUUUAGAUAUAUUUAAUGGGUCAUUUCACAACCCGCACAAAAAGAUUUUUUAAAAAUCUAUUCCUAUAAAAAAAACAUUGAACACAUUGAUUUAAUGGAUACAUUU